CUUCUUUCACCUUGACCACCACCCACGUUGACCAGUCGCCUCCAUUUUUAUCGUGAAAGCCAUCUCAUCCUUUUCUUUCAGAACAAUGGCAUACUGCGACCGCUGCGAGCGUUACUUCAACAGCAUGAAGGCUCUCCGCCAGCAUGAAAGCAACUCCUCCAGCCAUAACAUCUGUGACGACUGCGAUAUUGAUUUCUCCACUUGGUUGGGCCUCAAAGAGCAUUACGUCCAGAGCCCGAACCAUGCCUAUUGCCAGUACUGCGACCGCCAUUUCACAUACAACUGGCAGCUCACAGAGCACUACGACGAUGACCAUUACUAUUGUGGGAAAUGCAACAAAGUGUUCAAGAACGACAAUGGGUUGCACGAGCAUCGCAGGCAAUCGCCGAAUCAUCACUACUGCACUUCCUGCAGGCGUGAUUUCCAAAGCCAGAGUAACCUCAAUUCGCACCUCAGGUCUUCCAUCCACGUGCCCAAAGCAUUCAAAUGUCCCGGCGCCAGGUGCGGCGAGGCCUUUAUCUCGCGCUCGGCCCUUGUCCUUCAUCUCGAAUCCGGUGGUUGCGUCUCGGGUGCCAACCGCGCCGCUGUCAACCAUUACGUGCGCCAGUACGACAGACAGAACAUCAUCACCGACCCCUCGCGCAUGCUUACGGGUCCCGGCGGUGCGCCGCGUGACGAUGUCAUCUACUCCGCCAACGACAACGCGUGGAACGGAUAUGCGUACGAGUGCUAUUUGUGCCACCAGACGGCUCAGACGUUGUACUCACUGAACCAGCACCUGGCUAGCCCCAAGCAUCUGGCAAAGAUGUAUUUCUGUCCUUUGGAGUCGUGCAGAAUUAAGUUCACGACAUUGAGCGCGUUACUGCAGCACAUUGAGAGCGAGAAGUGUGGGGUAUCGAAAUUCAAAGUCGUACAGAACACAUUGAACGGGUUGAUGAAGAUGAAGAUGCUAACGCGCUGAAGCGACAGCAUCCACCCACUCCUUUCUCAACAGCGAACAGCAUCUAGUCCAGUGGCCUUCGACCAAUAGCUCCAUCUCUCAAGAAUACCAUUACAUUCACACUCGUUAUACUUGUCAGGAGUUGUACAGUUGAAA
This is a messenger RNA of Guyanagaster necrorhizus, 1096 nucleotides long. RefSeq lists its product as uncharacterized. The transcript is spliced from 3 exons. Lineage: Eukaryota; Fungi; Basidiomycota; Agaricomycetes; Agaricales; Physalacriaceae. The coding region runs from base 86 to 961 and encodes 291 amino acids. The record is from RefSeq and is a predicted model, not a curated record.